This is a messenger RNA of Symbiodinium sp. CCMP2456, 2443 nucleotides long. NCBI's taxonomy places the organism in Eukaryota, Dinophyceae, Suessiales, Symbiodiniaceae. The record is from the annotation of a GenBank genome assembly.
AUGCGGGCCGAUAUCUUGAGGACACCGCAGCCGCAAGUGCUGUGCAGUGCUUGUCCUGCCCAGCGGGGACUGCUUCUGCGGCAGGAUCCUCGCAGUGCAGCCUCUGCCGCUGGGCAAGUCAAGCCGUCCAAGAGGGAAAAGCUGCCCCAGCUCCACUUCAGUCGCUUCAAACGUUCUCCUGAAUGUCGUCGCUGCCCCAUCGUAGCCCCUGCGGUGGAUGCAGACGGCGCCAUGGGAUGCUGCCCGACGAACUCGGAGAAGUGGCCCGGUGGUGGAGACUCCAACCUGAUGUUGAGUAUGCCUCCUGGGAAGAUGCUCACAGAGGUCCAUGCGGUGGGCGGCUGCGAGGACGACAUUGACCCGGAGGAUCCCACAACGGACGACCUGGUGAUCCGAACCAGCCGGCCCCUUUUCGAGGGGACAAACUCGCUGUCCUUCGCCACAAUCCGGCCGUCAGGCAUUCACAGCUGUGUGCGCGUGGAGUGCGGCUACAACAACACCUGUACACACAUCAUGCCCGAGACCGGGGACUUCAUGCCAGGGCUCUUCCUGGAGGCCUCUGCGAGCGUGCGGGUCCUGACUCUUGCCACUGGAGGCUCCGUGACGACGUUCCAGUGCCCGAACACUGUGAGAAUUGGCUUCGUCGGCUUCGGAUGUGAGCCGGGUACGAUCCUGAUGUUCGCCCUGGCACACCUCUUUGUGGUGUGCGCCACCAUCUUACUUGCCAUCUUGUUUGAAUUGCUGCUGCGACGGCGCGUGGAUGUUUAUGUUGAGCUCGCCCUGAACGUGUCGACCCGCGAUCGUUCCGCGGAGAUUACGACAUUGCCAGCAAUUUCCGUUGGCAUGACGUAUGGGAUGUAUGGCUUGUGUGUGGAAGGCGUUCCAGAUGUGCUGCUGCACUCUCAAACCAUGGCAGGGUCCAGGGCAAAGCGGCCAAGACUUGAAGAAGUUAUGGCAAGUGCCUGUGAUGUCGCCACGCCCCAAAAAGUCCCCGAAAAGGGCGAGAAGGAGGCCGUGGUGCAGAACUACGUGGACCUUCGGAAGGCCCAGAAGACACGGGUGGUGAAGUUCCCCUCGCUUCUCUCUGAAGCCGACCUUCAGCAGGUUUUGCGCUGCCAUCGUGCAGUCCUCGACUCUGGCGACCCUGCAGUGACCAACCCACAGAACCGCCAGCACAAGAGGAAGCGGUGCUUGUUCCUACAUGGCCAGGCGGUGCCGGAGGAGGGCCAGCUGCUGAGCAGAGCACCAGGAGUUCUUCGGAAGAUGCUUCGAGCGGCCGUCUCUGCGCAACAGGAGGGUCAAUGGGGCAGUGCAGAAGACCGGGGAGGGAGCGAGGCCGAUGUGGACUCUGCGCUGUCAGGCAUCGAUGUCCGGCGCUGCUCGAUUCGCGUGGUGGAGCUCUGGGAGUACGAAUCUGGCGGUGGCCUAGUCGAAGAGUACCAUUUCGAUGCCGGGAGCAUAGUCACCAUCGUCGGCUUGGUUAAUGACAAGGAGGAGUUCACAGGCGGCCAGUUUCAGACCAAGGAGCCGGAUGGACACCUCGAGACGCAUGAGUUGUCCAAGGGUGACGUUAUCUGCUUUGUGUCGCACAAGUAUCACAGCAUCACGCCAGUCACUUCAGGAUCGGGGGGAUUGUCGCAGAAGCAGGAUUGGAACAACCUAAUCCCUAGGUCAGUGCUUGCGUGGGCCUUGGAGCAGUUGUCCUGCAAAGCCGUGGAAGGUAGUUGCAGAACCAAGUUUGCCAACACUUGCACAAGAUGCAGGACAGAGAUGGGCAUGGCCGCAUGGAGACAGCCAGAGCGGAUGGUGGAGGAACUUUACACUUUCGGCUCUCCUGGUGCGUCGAAGAGCAUCUUACUGGACAUGUCCAGGGAGGGAGGAUGCAUCGCUGGCUUGCGUGUGUACACGAGGAGCGAGCGGCCCGGGUGGAAGGUGAACACGCCCGUAUACGACCCGGUUACUUGGAUCACUGAGCAGUUCGGCUUCCGCCACGCACAGAUGGCCUUCUUGGAGCUUUCCGAGCAGAACCUCCUCGAGAGUGACAUGGGCCCUUGUCGUGCAUCUGCCUCUGACCCCCACCACGAUGACUUCUGGUGGAUAGCUGGGCAUAGUUCCUACGAGGCCAUCCUGAAGCAUCAUCUCUUGGCGCAGGCCCCGACUGGCGAAAAGCCGCUGCCGGCCUCAUACGAUGGCACCGGCACCUUGACACUCCUGCAGAAGGCAUAUCUCAUGGUACAUUUCACCUUCGUCAUCUAUGCGCCCGAGAUGCAAACCAUGCACAUGGACGCGAGACUCUGGGGAUGGAACCUGGUUGGCUAUGCGGAGUCGCUCCCAUACGCAGACAAGGGCAGCCUCGUCCAGUUUCACGACCAUGCCGCGCUGUACCAGCACCCGAGAAGCCUGGAAUGUGCUCUCGUCUUCGAGGGCAGCACCUUGGCCAGAC